UCUGGUUGGUAAUCGAAACAGAAACAGAAGACCCACCAACAGAAAUAAUAAGAAAUUCAUUUACAGAAUAGUAAACGUGCUGAACUACAGGCAAUUUCAGUUCGAAAACAAAAACAAAAAUAGAUACAAUUUAUUUAUUAAUCUGUUUCGAUUGUGCUGUAAAUUUGUUUGAAAAUCAUGACAAAAAUUAAGUUCACAGCUGAAGAUGAGGAAAAAAUAAUAGAUUUCGUAAGAAAUCACGAAAUUCUUUAUAAUAAGCGCCAUAAAGAAUUCCGUGAUGUUGAAAAGAAGCAAUGUUUGUGGCUGGAAAUAGCAGAACAGCUCGAUAUUAAAGCGGAGGCCGUCAAGGGUAAAUGGACCACCAUGCGAGAUUACUUCAUGCGAACCAGAGAUAAGAAAGUAAACGGCAGGGUCGUACCACUAACGAAACGAGAGGAAUCGCUUAUGUUCUUAAUGAACACUUCAUUGCGAAAGAAAUGUAACGUGAAAUCCACAACUACUACAUUUAAGGCCACUAGAUCAGUAAAACACACAGAAAGAGCCAAAAUUCAAAGCACCGAAUCGCUUACGAAAACCGAACGCACUUCCAUUGCACCACCCGCAGAAGCACCACGACCCUCGAGAAAACGAACCACUGCCGUUGCAGAAAUAAAAAAGGGAACACCGCCAGAAUUGGUUAGCAGCAAACGUCCUACAUUAGUGGAACCACUAGAGUCAAAGCCUUCAAAAGCGCCAUAUAUGUUAGCUAAGCAUUACAGUUUACAAAUCUUUUUCGAAUCUAUAUCCAGUACAAUGCGCACAUUCCCUCCCUUGUCGAUUGCGAAAAUAAAAUUGCAAAUCUCACAGCUAGUGGGUAACGAAGAAAUUGCUUUGGCUGAAAGAAAUGCCAACACUGAAGUCUACUACCAGACAAAAGAUCAAAUAGUUUAUGAAAAUGAAAUGGAAAGCGAAAUUAACUACGAUCCCAGCAAUGAAUCGGAUGAGUAA
Messenger RNA from Zeugodacus cucurbitae (melon fly), 987 nucleotides. RefSeq lists its product as uncharacterized. Gene Ontology annotation, cellular component: nucleus; transcription regulator complex. Gene Ontology annotation, biological process: regulation of transcription by RNA polymerase II. The record is from RefSeq and is a predicted model, not a curated record. The transcript is spliced from 3 exons. The coding region runs from base 178 to 987 and encodes 269 amino acids. Lineage: Eukaryota; Metazoa; Arthropoda; Insecta; Diptera; Tephritidae.